AUGCUGCAAUGUCCAGCCGCUCCUGCUGCCUACCAGCAGCCACAAGCGCAGUUUGCGCUGCCAACUCCGCCGCAGUGGCAGGCACCUCCACUGCCGACGGGAGAUGAUCUUGGUCCCCCGCCAAAGCGACAGACAGACAACAUGCCCACGCCAGCUUCGAUUGAGAAUCAGAAGCAGGCUUACGCCAGGGCCCUUGACCAGCAGCUCGAAUCGGGCACUCGCACGAUCAACGAGCAGAAGAAUCAAGCCCUGGACAUUCUGCGCAACGCCGCGGAAGAGAAGAAGAUGAAGUACACGAUGGAGCUAGAAGAGCAGCUUCUACAACAGGAGUUUGACCUGGAUGAGCAGUGCCACCAGCAGAUUAUGCAGCUUCAACAGGCUGCAUUCCAGCAGAAGUCCCAGCUCGAGCACCAGGCUAGUACUUUGAUCAUGGAGUUCAAGCAGAGGCAGAUGCAGGAGGUCGCACCUCGCCACCUGAAUCCGCCACGUCAGUGUGCGAAUCUGCCGUACAACAUGUCGAACAGGUAUCUGGAGUGUUCUCGAAUCGAGUUGCUGAGGUAUGCUGCAAUGUCCAGCCGCUCCUGCUGCCUACCAGCAGCCACAAGCGCAGUUUGCGCUGCCAACUCCGCCGCAGUGGCAGGCAAGAGGGUGGUAGUCAAAGCUUCUGGAUCCUGGUUCACAGGUCUACUGUGGAUUAGUGGCACCCGUGGCACCCGUGACCAGGCACCUCCACUGCCGACGGGAGAUGCUCGGCUCUCGGUGAACUUGGUUUUUUCUGGUGGCGUUGUCGUGCUUGGCAAGGAUCUUGGUCCCCCGCCAAAGCGACAGACAGACAACAUGUGGGUUGCUGAGACCGAGACCCCGCCGAGGCGUGGAGCAGAGUCUAUUGAAGUCAGACUGAGGCCCACGCCAGCUUCGAUUGAGAAUCAGAAGCAGGCUUACGAACAUCAAGCCCUGGACAUUCUGCGCAACGCCGCGGAAGAGAAGAAGAUGAAGUACACGAUGGAGCUAGAAGAGCAGCUUCUACAACAGGAGUUUGACCUGGAUGAGCAGUGCCACCAGCAGAUUAUGCAGCUUCAACAGGCUGCAUUCCAGCAGAAGUCCCAGCUCGAGCACCAGGCUAGUACUUUGAUCAUGGAGUUCAAGCAGAGGCAGAUGCAGGAGCAACUACAAAAUCGGCUCUACCAGCAGAAGCUGAAGAUGUACCAGAUGCGACAGGCACAGAGGCCAGCGGGCGGACAGGGACCACCUCAGUGA
Molecule: messenger RNA, 1257 nt
Organism: Symbiodinium sp. CCMP2592
Lineage: Eukaryota; Dinophyceae; Suessiales; Symbiodiniaceae
Source: the annotation of a GenBank genome assembly